Pungitius pungitius (ninespine stickleback) is the source of this 6174-nucleotide messenger RNA. RefSeq names its product pleckstrin and Sec7 domain containing a (gene psda). Gene Ontology annotation, biological process: regulation of ARF protein signal transduction. The coding region runs from base 859 to 5478 and encodes 1539 amino acids. The transcript has 19 exons. The record is from RefSeq and is a predicted model, not a curated record. NCBI's taxonomy places the organism in Eukaryota, Metazoa, Chordata, Actinopteri, Perciformes, Gasterosteidae. Gene Ontology annotation, molecular function: guanyl-nucleotide exchange factor activity.
CCUGAACUCACCAGACACUAGACUUUACUACUGUCAUUACAGACACCUGAACUCACCAGACACUAGACUUUACUACUGUCAUUACAGACACCUGAACUCACCACAGACACUAAACUCUACUACUGUCAUUACAGACACCUGAACUCACCACAUACACUAAACUCUACUACUGUCAUUACAGACACCUGAACUCACCACAGACACUAAACUCUACUACUGUCAUUACAUACACCUGAACUCACCAGACACUAGACUUUACUACUGUCAUUACAAACACCUGAAUUCACCACAGACACUAAACUAGACUGUACUGUAGUGGGUGGAUUCUGACAUCACAUCACUGUGUGGUGGGGUGGGGCUACACAGCAGUCUGUGUCUUCCUGUAAUACUUUAAAUUGUCCUUUUUUAAACCCUCACACACACUGUAAUAACCUGAGCCAUCUGUCAGAGAUGCUCACCAUUGGCCGACAGAAGAAAGGUCUGCAGGCUCUGGAGGACCUGAUUGGCUGGCAGCUUGCCCAGAAGAAGGGGAGGGUACAUCAGCUGAUUGAAGGAGAUCGGAAGAAGAAGAAGAGGAAGAGGAGGAGUCAAAAGAGGAGGACAAGCCGAGUGGAGCCUGUAAAUCCACGAUGAGCCGGCUCUACUGCAGACAACAAGUGUUCAGAGAGGGAGGAGAGCCCCGGCUUCCUCGGUAACCAAGGGGGAGGCACAGAAAGGAAGUUUCCACGGCAACACAGGGGACGUUGCUGCAGAGGCGUCAUCGGCGAGGACACCGGGACACACAGGUGGAGGGGACACUGAUGACCUUCAUCACACGGUCACUGGGUUACAGGACGUUUGGGUGUCUGAGGGGCCGCGAUGUCCCAGGCAGGUAAUGUUCUCCACCUGUACGUUGAGGUGCGCUCCGUCUCCGAGGAGGAACAUCAGGGGCCCGGAGGGAGCGAUGACGGCGCCGCCCACCGGAUGCUCCACUGCUCCGACGUCAUCCCUGAGUCCCACAGCCCCGACCGCCGCCAGGCUCCGCCCCCGGGUUCCUCGUCCCCCUCAAAGUCCUCUUCUAGGCACUCUGUCAGCUUCCAGCUCCAGAGCCCAGACGCCACGGGGUCUCCCACCCAGUUCCACCGGCAAGAUCUGUCCCACGAGGGUUUGAGCCAGUUGCUCCAGGUCCUUGGACCCAGAGCAACCGUCCCGGGUCAGAGUGGGUCGCACCUCGCCCGCAACCGCCCCUCCGAGGUGGAACCCUGCCGCGGAAAGACGCUCACCUCCCCGUCUUCUAUGUCGUCUGUACCCUCCACGCCCUCCGGACACCGCCGGUCCUUCGGGGACACAGGCGUCACGAGCGAGGAGGGGAGGACGUCCUUGGUCACCUUUGGCUACAUCGAGAAGGCGAACGUCCGCGGCGGGGGGGGCGACCAAAGGGAGCCGGCCAAUCCGCUCCACUGGAUGGAGGAGGGCCGGCGGCUCCCAAAGAGGUCGAGUGACCCGGUGUGGUACGGUGCGAUGCCGGGUCAGGGGGACCCCUACCGCCCUGACUCGUGGAGAAGCCGCUCCCCACGAGGCUCGCCUUGCCUGCAGAGGGCGAGCCCCGACCCGCCGGCCAGAGACGCCACCUGCAGGGCGCUGGAGGAAUUCGGAUCCCCGGAACUCGGGCGCAGAUUUGUCGACCCGAGGAACUACAGCCCGACCCUGCCGCAGCACUACCAGCACUCCCCCCCCCGCUGCCGGUCCUGGGGGGGGUCGCCCGUCCUGCCCCGCAGCGCCUUCACCCUGCCGGCCAAGGCCCAGCCGGACCGCCGCGAUCCAGCGGUUCAAUUACCCAGAAGCCCCGCCUCGGACCGCCUGUGCUCUCAGACCGGCUGCCACUCCAACUCGUUACCUUGGACCUCGUCUCUCUGCUCUCGGGGCUCCCGGGGGGGGGGGCACAGCCCCAGCAUAUCCAGAAAGCUUCACCCAGCAUUACCGACGGGGAGGCCCACAAACAUCCAGCACGAGGUCCCGACCGGCCGGUUCUGCUCCAGCAACUAUUCCAGUCUAGCCAGCGACUGUACCAGUACCCCCGACACCACCCACGAUGCCACACAAAGCGUGUCCUGCAGUAGCUGUGGUGCCGUGUGCAGCAGGCCCCCCCGCUUGCCCCCCCGCUGCAGAGCCAGCGACGCGGUCAGCCCCACCUACGGCAGGAGCAGCAUCUCCCCAACCAGAAGUCCUGAAGUGGCUUGUAAGUUAACGGUGGACGCGACCAAGUUGUCCUCCACGUACGCCGAGAGGCGGACGCCCUUUCCGGCCUCCUCCCAGGCCGGGUCACCGAGGUCAGAGACCAGCAAUGUCUCCUUCCUGAGAGACUCCGAUGACCCGGCCCUCAGAUGGAAAACGCCUCGUUCUGGGCCGGGACGCGCCUCGCCUCCCCUGACCUGGAAAGGCCCGUCUUCACCGGCGGUUCUCCCGACCUCUUCAUCGCCGGAGCAGCACCAUCGCCUGUGGCCCAGACCCGAGGAGCCCCCAGAACCCUCCAGCCGGAGGGGGGCGGACGGCAGACCGGUCCAGGACGGGGAGGGAUUUGGGCGGUUGACCCCCGGAGGGUGUGCUCCACGCAAAGAAGAGCGCCACCCGGAGGUCGGAAGAGGCGACGGGGAGAGGGAGGAGCUUCAGGACCACAGCGACCCCGCUGGCUCCGCCUCUCGGAGCUCCAGCGGCGUCACCGGCAGCACGGCCGCAAGAAACGGGAACCGAUCCCUCGAAACCUCGAUCCAGUCCAACCACAACACUGCAGACAGGGGCUCGGGGAAGCAGCCACACGACUGCUCCUCGUCGCGCUCGCAGAAGAUCGCCAAAGCCAAGUGGGACUUCCUGUUCGGGGGGAGAGAAGCUCCGUCUGUGAGCAGUUCGCCGAACCCCACCCCUCCCUCCUCCCUCCACCUGAAACCAGCCAAUCAGAGGAGGGGGUGGGGCAGUGAGGAUCCAGGGCCGUCGCAUCGCCAGGUGCGGCGGAUCGUGGUGGAGCCAGUGACCCCUGACAGCCAAGGCUCCACCCCCAGGACGGGCAUCAUCCGCCACACCCUCCAGUACUCGGAGACUGACUUGGACGCCGUGCCGCUGCGGUGCUACAGGGAGACGGACCUGGACGAGGUGAUGCGGGCGGAGGCCGAGGCGGCCGACGAGGAGGUGGACUCGGCCUUUUGGAGCAACCGCAGCAUCCUGGAAAACUCCAGCUGCAGCCCAGCCGACGCCUCCCCUAAACCCCGGACGGGUGGAGACAAGGAGGAUGGAAAAGAGGAGGAGGAGCAGCAGGAGGAAGAAGAACAGGAGGAGGGAGUGGUGAGCUGGGCCACUGUCCGGAUGCUCGGAGAUCAACAGAGACAAAGGACCACCAACGAAGAAGACGAUGUCUUCAGUCUCCUGCUGAAGGGGUCGCUGGCGCCCUCCGACUCCCGCGACGGCCUCAAGUCCCCGAUCUCCAUCGGCGGCCCCCGCCGCCCCUCCGAGAGCAACAUGGACUCCUUCAGCCGCCACUUCGAGAGCAUCAUGGAGUCCCACCGGGCCAAAGGCACCUCCUACAGCAGCCUGGACAGUGUGGACCUCCUUACCUCCGGGUCCACCUCAGUGUUCACCUUCGACCUGCCUACCCUCACGCCUGAGAUCCAGAGUCAGAUCUGCGAGAGCGCCAAGCAGAUCAUCGAGCUGAGCUUUGCCCCUCUGGCCCAACCGGACCCGCACGCCCCCCCCGCCGAGACGUCCUGCUCCAACGGGGCGCCCGCCGCCUCGGGGGAGGGGCUGCGAGGCGGCACCAAAGACAACGAGCCCGGCCCUCCGGUCCGCUCCAGGUCGGAGAAGGAGUCGGGCCGUCGCCAUCUCCUCAGGGACGGCAUCCGCAAGGCCAGCUCCACGCCGUCGCUCCACGGCAGCCCCAGGGAGCGUCCGGUGAACCGCCCCCCCGAGCCGCCGUACCCUCAGGCCGACGUGGCAGAGCAGCUGCCGCUUGGCGGUGACGACGUUCUGCUGAACGGCAGCAAGGCCGACCUGCAGGCCGCCAGGCGCCUCGCCAAGCGCCUCUACGGCCUAGACGGCUUCCGGAAGUCCGACGUGGCUCGACACCUCGGCAAGAAUAAUGAGUUCAGCCAGAUGGUGGCGGAGGAAUAUCUCAGUAACUUCUCCUUCAGAGGUCUCACCAUCGAUCAGGCUCUCAGGAUGUUCCUCAAUCAGUUUGCUCUGAUGGGAGAAACUCAGGAGAGAGAGAGAGUCCUGGCUCAGUUCUCCAGGAGGUACAGGCAGUGUAACCCGCAGAGUGUCCCCUCAGAAGACAGCGUCCACACCCUGACGUGUGCCGUCAUGUUGCUGAACUCUGAUCUCCAUGGAAACAACGUGGGGAAGAGGAUGUCCUGCAGUCAGUUCAUCACAAACCUGGAGGGCCUCAACGAUGGAAGAGACUUCCCCAAAGAUCUGCUGAAGACGCUCUACAGCUCCAUCAAGAACGAGAAGCUCCAAUGGACCAUAGACGAGGAGGAGCUGAGGAAGUCCACGUCGGAGCUGGCUGACGUCCGGACGGACUCCGCCUCCCACACCAUGAAGCGCCUCGGAGGGGGAGGGAACCCGCUGGUGGGCGUCGCCCAGCAGGCCGACGGCGAGCUCUACAAGAGCGGCUUCCUGAUCCGAAAAGUCCACGCCGACCCCGAUGGGAGGAGAACUGCUCGGGGCAAGAGGGGCUGGAAGUCUUUCUACGCCGUGCUGAAGGGUCUGGUGCUCUACUUGCAGAAGGAAGAGUUCCAUGCAGAGCGCGAGCUGACGGAGGAGGACGUGAAGAACGCCGUCUCCAUCCAUCACUCUCUGGCCCUGAGAGCGGCCGAUUACAGCAAGAGACCCAACGUCUUCUACCUGAGGACGGCUGACUGGCGGGUCUUCCUGCUGCAGGCGCCCAACGCAGAACAGAUGCAGUCGUGGAUCACGCGCAUCAACGUCGUGGCGGCCAUGUUUUCUGCGCCCCCCUUCCCGGCGGCGAUCGGCUCCCAGAAGAGAUUCAGCCGUCCUCUUCUGCCGGGAUCCAACACCAAGCUGUCCCAGGAAGAGCAGGUCAAAUGUCACGAGAGCCGGUUCAGGGCGGUGUCCUCUGAGCUGGCUGACCUCACGGCCUCCACGCCGGACCGGAAGGUCAAAGGUCGCGAGCUGGAGGAGCAGAAGCUGCGGCAGGAGUACCUGGAGUUUGAGAAGACCCGGUACGGGACGUACGCCAUGCUGCUCCGGGCCAAGCUGUCCAGCGGAGACGAGGACCUGGCGGCCUUCGAGUCACGGCUGUUUGACGACGGCGGCCUGCAGAGGGCGCACUCCAGCCCCACGCUGCCUGUGGACGACCCCCACAGGGAGAAGAGCCGCGGGGCCGUGACCUCCAAGAGCCUCAAGGUCACGUCGUCUUCGUCCUCCAAGGCCGGCGGCGGCACUAAAGAGGGAAGCAAGAAGAAGAAGAGCAGCAGACCGGAGGAGGGUUAGAGGGUCGGUGUGAUGCAUCAUGGGAACCUUUUCUGUUCUGAUUGGCUCCUCAGAGCCCGGCUGAGAGGUCGAAGGUCGACGGGGAGGAAGCGCUCAUUGGCGAGGAAACCUGUUUUUUAUUUCUCACCCAAACAUCGGCAUUUCAGAGUAAGAGCUUGUGUUCCUGUCAGGGACCUUUAUUUUGUUAAAUGAAAGGAGAGCGAGCAGCAGAGACUCACACGCGGUUUAUCGGUACUUUUGAUCGCACAGCGACGCACGCUGGCCUCCUGCAGCAAGCAGAGGGGUUUCCAUGGCAACGAGAUACGAUGGACAGCACACUGUUGCUGCAACAGUCAAGUUAACAAGCAAACAUUGUUAUAGUGUGUGUGUGUGUGUGUGUGACUGUGCGUGGCAGGAGUAGUACUGUGUUGUAUGAAAACUAUUUAAAGGCUGAAGAUGAAUCCAUCCCAUAAUUAUCAAUCAAUGCUUCACCCUACUUUACCAAUACACACGUGUGUGUGUGUGUGUGUGUGUGUGUGUGUGUGUGUGUGUGUGUGUAUAAACGUCCACGCUGAGAAGCCAUAUCAUCUUCGGUCUCUAUUUAUUCCUCUUCUUCCUCUGGAGGUUUUAGACGAACACGCCGUCCACUUCGUGUCUGUUUUUGUCGUAGUGAAACACAAACAUAGAGGAAGAAAUAAUAAUAAAAGGGUUUGAAAA